This is a messenger RNA of Pleuronectes platessa (European plaice), 1054 nucleotides long. Its product is annotated as carcinoembryonic antigen-related cell adhesion molecule 5. Bases 1 to 993 code for a protein of 330 amino acids. The record is from RefSeq and is a predicted model, not a curated record. The transcript has 5 exons. Lineage: Eukaryota; Metazoa; Chordata; Actinopteri; Pleuronectiformes; Pleuronectidae.
AUGGAGAUGAAUCAAGAAGGAGCCCUGGCGAUUACCCUGCUGGGUUUACUACAAUGUUGUCUGGCCUCUGCUGCUGUGGAGAUCCAGGCCUCCCCCCACCCCGCUGUGGUCGGUGCCACGCUGACACUGUCUCUGUCUCCUCCACCCUCCAUGAAGAGAGGGACCUGGACAGUGGGAGGCUCCCUCAUCCUCAACUGGGAAGGGGCCGAGGAGGCGGUGGUCCCCAGUUACAGCGGCAGGGUCACAGUCAACGUCCUCACUGGAGCUCUGACUCUGAGCUCCGCCAGGGUGGCUGACUCAGGGGUCUACGUGAUGCAGAGCACUGACCCCCAGCUUCAGGCCAGCGCUACCAUCUCUGUUUAUGAACCCAUUUCCAAUGUAGCGCUGAAGGCAAAUCAAACCGACUUCAUUGAGUUCAACACUUCAGCAGUCGCUUCGUGCUCUGUCUCCUCUGGAUCCUCGCUCUCCUUCCUCUGGAUGAACGGCAGCUCUGAGGUCACGGCCAGCGACAGAGUUCAGCUCACCGACGGAAACUCCUCUCUCACUGUCGUCAACGUGAGCCGCUAUGACCCGGGACCAUUCAGGUGUCGUGUGUCCAAUCCCGUCAGUAACGGCACCAGUGAUCCAGUCAGUUUUACCAUCAUCUACGGCCCAGACCACAUGGCUCUCACAGUGAAUGGAUCCCUUUCAGUUGGAUCCAAUCUGACCAUGCGCUGCUCCGCUCAGUCCAACCCUCCGGCUCAGCUCAGCUGGGCUUUCAAAGGAGAUUCUUUGAACACGACUGGUCCCCUGCUGGAGCUGUACGCCGUCACCGAGGAUCAAAGUGGUCCCUACUCCUGUGUGGCCUUUAACAAUCACACAAACAUGAACAGCAGCAUCGACUCACUCGUCACAAUAACAAAGUCAGGAUCUAAACCACAGGCCGUCGAUGUGUGGCUCCUCUCUCUGCUGUUAUCGGUGGGAUUCCUCUUCUCGUGGCAAGGCAAGUUGUAGAAUAACUUCAUGUCAUAAAUACAUGACCUUUUUUACUAUUCAUACUCCCCAUAAAUAUCUA